Molecule: messenger RNA, 4387 nt
Organism: Coffea eugenioides
Lineage: Eukaryota; Viridiplantae; Streptophyta; Magnoliopsida; Gentianales; Rubiaceae
Product: ubiquitin carboxyl-terminal hydrolase 16
Exons: 11
Coding region: 587-4120 (1177 amino acids)
Biological process (GO): protein deubiquitination
Cellular component (GO): cytosol; nucleus
Molecular function (GO): cysteine-type endopeptidase activity; cysteine-type deubiquitinase activity
Source: RefSeq, a predicted model, not a curated record
AUUCCUUUCCUCCGCUCCAACUCCAACUCCAACCCUCCUCUUACUAACAGUUUUAAUUUUCAACCUCUCCACUAUUUCUAUUAUUCCGUUUUAGAAAUUCUUCUAUCUAACCUCUUCUCUUCCUCCAAUUAUAGAAAUUCUAUUUACUGUAAUUUCCUUCUUCUUCUUCUGUCUUAAAGAAAAUAAAAUCUCAAAACCCAUAAAUCUCGAUCUCAAAAAUUUCCGGGUGGGUCAGAAUCUUCGUCACUCUUUCUCGGUCUCGCCCUUUUCCCUUUGCAUUUCUCUUUCUCUUCUACUCUCCUCACCCAAUCUAUGCUUGCACCUUCUUUGGUAUCCGUACCCAAUUUUGGUAAAUUUUUUUUUUACGCGGCGGUUCUCGAAGAUAUCGCUGUCCAUAUUCAGCUCACCGGGUGAUGACGCGAUUUUGAUUUGUUGUUGUACAAGUGAAAUAAUCCUGAUUUAAUAAUAAUUUCUGCUCAAUUGCAACUGGGACUGGAUGAGUGUGAAAGAUUUAGGGUCUUCUGGAUGUAAAGUUUUUGGUUUUGUUGCUGCUUUUUUCAAUUUUAAGUUUUUUUUUUGGGUUUAAAUGCUCCUGGGAGGGGAUCUAGGGUUUUUAGCUAGAGUAGUAGUGGCGUCUUUGGUGGUGAUUUUUGUUCCGGUUGUGGGUUUUGUUGUCCGCCUGAAAUGGCGGAGGUCGGUGGCCAGGAGGGAGGAGAUCAAGCGCCUUUUGGUUCUGGUUUCAGAGGAGACUUCAAGGGCUGAGCUUGAGGCUGACGGGGACUUUGGCUAUGGCUAUGAUGAUGGGCAUAAUGGUUAUGGCUACAGCAGCUCGUUGGCGGAAGUAGCUGCAGAAGAGCCCGUGCCGGAAUCUGUGGCAGAAGUGGAGGGACCGGUGGAGGUUAAUGUUGGGGCACAACCUCCUGCGGCAGCUGUUCAGGCGCCGCGGCGAUUGCCGUACCAGUGUGAGGUGUGCAGUUCUCCGACCACCACACGGUGCGCGCGGUGUAAAGCAGUUCGUUACUGCUCUGGUAAAUGUCAAAUUAUUCACUGGAGACAAGGUCACAAGGAUGAAUGUCAGCCAUUUACAUUUGAUGACCAAAGCCAUAAAAUGGGUAGCACUUCUCCUGUGAAGCUGAAGGCAAAACGGAACGAAAUUCACAAGAAUAGUUUUGAGACAGGAGUGAGAUAUCCUGCUAAGGCAGAUGAAACAUCUUCUGGAGAAGCUUCUGAUUCCAGUCUUUCAAAUUCAUCAGAUUGGGCAGAGAACGAAGUGGACAUUUCUACUGAUGAGAAAGAAAGAAUUUCAAAAUCGAAGUUGAUUGCUCCAAUGAUAAGUGAAGUCUCUAGAUUGACUUCAAGUGGAUCCUCAAUUGAUGCAUCUGCUAGUGCUUUGCAUAAUCAACGUACAUCUCAUGGUCAUCAGCCUGUUCAUUUCCCUGUUAAGACUGACGGUGAUCAUGCUAAUGUGGGUCGAACUAAGCCUUCCCCAGAGCACUCCAAUUUAGUCGCUUCUGGGGUUAAUUCUGAGCCCAUUUCUGUUGAUGUGGAUACUCUUUGUGGAUCGUCAACAUCAUCAGCUUCAAGUGUUGAUGGCUGCAGUGAAUCUUCUUUCUCUGAGCCAUCUACAUCAUCAUCUGGCUUCUGGGAUGGACCAAUCAACCUUACUAGGUCUAGAAUUGAUGCUGUUGAUGAUACAUCUCAUUCUUGUGAUGCUGCAGCACAUGUUGACCUCUCAAGUUCGCAAUUUUCUUCACCUUGUUCCUUUGAAUCGCCGAGAAGUGUUCUUCCUCAGAAAGAUAUGACUGGGUUUUGUGAUGAGAAAGCAUUAUCAGAUGAUCCUCAUACUUCUCUGAGUGAAGAGAAGAAGCCAACAAAUGGAUCUUCAUCACCAGUAAAACUGAAUAAAGAUGAUUUGGCGUCAUCAGCACUAUGUUUGGAGAGACCUGAGCAUGUUGAUUUUCGUGAUUUUAGUACAAGAAAAGUAUUGAAGUCGAGAGAACCAGGAGACCAUGCCAUGAGUAAAGAUGUCAAGGCUGGUAGUUUACCUUCCUUGAAUUCUGAGAAGGUAAAUUGUAAGGUUGCUGGCCAAAGCAGUAUCCCCCAGGAAUCAAAAUCUGUGGAAGUAAAAUCUUUUUCAUCUAAAGCUUCUACUGAGCACUUGUCUCCAAACUACGGAACAUAUACAGUUCAAAAUGUGAAAUCUGUAAAAGCUGAUAGUGCUCAUGAGCUGCCUGCAUGUGCUUCAAGUUGUUUUGAUCAUUCAGAGAAUGCUCGGAAUAGCUCGAAACCUUCAGUGUGGAAAGUUGUUGACCAAAUCCGAGCUUCUAAACUAACGCGGCUCGCUCCUUUAGGUGGCAUGGGCGAGAAUGUUGGAAAAUAUUAUAACAAGGGUCUUUUUCCAUACGAUCUGUUUGUGAAGCUUUACAACUGGAACAAGGUUGAACUACUUCCUUGUGGACUCUUGAAUUGUGGGAACAGCUGCUAUGCUAAUGUUGUCCUGCAAUGCCUGGCUUUCACCCCUCCUCUAACAGCUUAUUUUCUGCAAGGACUACAUUCCAGAGCAUGCAAAAAAAGAGGCUGGUGCUUCACUUGUGAGUUUGAGAGUCUUGUUCUUAAGGCAAAGGAUGGAAAUUCUCCCAUCUCUCCUAGCCGUAUCAUAUCCCAAUUGCAAAACAUAGGGAGCAAUCUUGGGAAUGGAAGAGAAGAAGAUGCACACGAAUUUCUCAGGUGUGCCAUCGAUACGAUGCAAUCUGGUUGUUUGAACGAAGCUGGAAUAAGUGCUUCAGGUACUUUGGAAGAAACAACCCUCUUGGGGCUUACUUUUGGGGGCUACCUCAGAUCCAAGAUCGAGUGCAUGAGAUGUGGAGGCAAAUCUGAACGGCAGGAAAAAAUGAUGGAUCUUACUGUUGAGAUAGGAGGAGACAUAGGAACCUUGGAAGAAGCUUUGCGACAGUUCACUCAUACAGAGACAUUAGAUGGAGAAAACAAGUACCACUGCAGCAGAUGCAAAUCCUAUGAGAAAGCCAAAAAGAAGCUCAGAGUGCUUGAGGCUCCUAACAUUUUGACUAUUGCAUUGAAAAGAUUUCAGUCAGGUAAAUUUGGGAAGCUCAAUAAGACAAUAAGGUUCCCUGAGAUUCUCGAUCUGGCUCCUUACAUGAGUGGGACGAGUGACAAGUCCCCCAUAUAUCGCCUUUAUGGGGUCAUUGUUCACUUGGAUAUCAUGAAUGCUGCAUUUUCCGGUCACUAUGUUUGUUAUGUAAAAAACACUCAGAACAAGUGGUUCAAAAUCGACGACAGCAUGGUAAACGCUGUGGAACUCGAGAGGGUCUUGACAAAGGGGGCAUACAUGCUUCUUUAUGCUAGGUGCUCACCACGAGCUCCAAGAUUAAUAAGGAGCACAUUGGUUCCUCGUGAUCCAAGGAAAUCAAGGCAUCCAGAUUCUAAGCCAAGAUAUCAUCGUGCCAGGGGUCCAUGGGACAUUCAUGCGGAUGAUUCGUCAAGUAAUGAGACCAAUGAUGAACGCGCUUGUCCAAAUUAUUCGAGUUUCCAGCCAUUCCGUACAAUUUGGGAAGAGGACUCUUCAAGUGAUAAAUCAUCCUCUUUCUUCUCAGAAGUAAAUUCUUGCAGUACGGACAGCAGUACCAGGGAUUCAAUGUGUUCAGACGACCUUUUUGACCAGAUGAUAGGAAUAGGAGAUAUGGGGGUGUAUUAUGGUGGCAGUUCUUGGAGGAAUGCCUCUGAUUCUGAGUCUUCAUCUUCCUCGUCAUCUCCAUCCUCCUUGUACUCAAGGCAUCCACUGCGCGACUUGGAAGCUUAUGCUUCUAAAUAUCCCGAGGAGACUGAUGAAUGCAUUGAUACUGCAGUACCAACUGUUGACGAUAGGCCAAGGCUUCCUGGCCGCACUGAAGUUGAGGUCACAGGAAGCAGGGGAAGCACGCUGUGUCCCGACUCAGGCAAGGGAAGCACUCCCUUUUUGUGUCCUGACUCGACUAAACGGUGUAGAAAGUUAGGUAGCAGUAGUUGUAGGGAAACCGGCUCCAGUAAAUUAGGAUGGAUUAACUUUGAGAACUGGAAAUCUAGUGUGACUUUUAGACGACCUACGAGGGAAAGAUCAGAUUGAAUAUCUGGUCGAGCGGAAAUAAAGAGGGUCGGAGGCUGGGGUUAGGGAGUGGCUGUAUGUAGUAGUAUCAUACUCUCUGGUUGGCUGCGUUCAAGAAAGAGCCAUCAUUUUGUCGCUCUCUUCCCCUUUAUAUAAUAUAUGUAUUUUUGCGGUCAAAAGUCCGUCAUUAGUGUGUAGAGUGUAAUGGCAAAGAGCAUUCUCCUGUCCGGGGAUCCCUAGUUUUGGCAGAAUGGUUUCUGCAAUAAAAGGGAAAAGUAUUGUCCAUUA